Hordeum vulgare subsp. vulgare (domesticated barley) is the source of this 729-nucleotide messenger RNA. RefSeq lists its product as uncharacterized. Bases 1 to 729 code for a protein of 242 amino acids. Gene Ontology annotation, biological process: regulation of DNA-templated transcription. Gene Ontology annotation, molecular function: DNA-binding transcription factor activity. The record is from RefSeq and is a predicted model, not a curated record. The transcript is spliced from 2 exons. Lineage: Eukaryota; Viridiplantae; Streptophyta; Magnoliopsida; Poales; Poaceae.
AUGGCGCUCCAUUGCAUCUUCGGUGAAAGCUCCAUUGCAGCUGCAACGAGCUCCAACGACGCUCCAUUGCUGCCCGUGGCAUGCUCCAUUGAAGCUUCGACGAAGCUCCAUUGUAGCUAUGACGAGCCCGGCGACGCUCCAUUGCGGACCCUGACGCUCCAUUGUAGCUCCGACGAAGCGGCGUGUUCAUCUCCUUCCCCGACACCCCAAGCUGCCAGCGUGCCGUACCUGUCGGCCGCGGCUGCGAUCACCGCCGCCUUCAGGCCCCAUUACCAGGUGGUGGCUCCGGACGACCUCGUCUUCCCGUACAACGACGGCGGCCUCCUGGUCCCACACGCGACGUCGUCCCCCUUCUCCUCCUCGUACCACCACCAGCAGCAGCACGACGUCGUCGCACAACUGCUUCACGAGGCCACCGGCGGCGGGGCCCUCCUCCCGUUCGGGAACAACUCGUCCAACUCGGACGAGUACCAGCAGGCGCACUGCAGCCUGGCGGAGGAGCGGCGGCGGCGACGGAUGGUGUUGAACCGGGAGUCGGCGCGGCUAUCGCGCAUGAGGAAGCAGAAGCAGCUGAGCGAGCUGUGGGCGCACGUGGUGCACCUCCACGGCGCCAACCGCCAGCUGCUCGACCAGCUCAACCGCGUCAUCAGGGAUUGCGAACGCCUGCUGCGCGACAACGCCGGCUUCAGGGACGAGGGGGCCAAGCUGCGGGAGCGGUUUCUACCAUAA